Messenger RNA from Culex quinquefasciatus (southern house mosquito), 2004 nucleotides. RefSeq lists its product as uncharacterized. The record is from RefSeq and is a predicted model, not a curated record. Lineage: Eukaryota; Metazoa; Arthropoda; Insecta; Diptera; Culicidae. The coding region runs from base 111 to 1892 and encodes 593 amino acids. The transcript is spliced from 4 exons.
UUUAGAUCACGUCAUGUGCUUUUUCACAGUUGCAUCGCUUUAAUUUGAAAAAUACACGAAUUUCAAUUUAAAUUUGAAAGAAUUUGGUGACAAAUAAAAGGUGCUUCAUAAUGUCCAGCUUCAUUGGCAACUACUUGCGCUACAACCGGCUCUCGAGGAACGUCUCGAUCCAGCAGCGAAUCAUGGAGCAUCGAGAACAAUACAACAGCAGCCCGCUGAUCAUAAUCGACCUCAUGUAUUAUGACCAGCUGGGUGGCUACCUGCACCGCUCGUCCAACGAGGUCAAGAUGCGCGAUCUGUGCGGCAUGUCCCGGCAGCGAUUGUUCCAGCUGGAAAACUUUGUGGCGCAGAUGAAACGUUGGGGCGCCAAGCUGAUCUUUAUCACGAACGGACCCUUUCUGGACAUAAGCGGCCAGAUCAUUCCGGACGAGGACGACUCGAAGGGCAGCAGCAAGGACUGGCGGUACGCUUACCAGUGUGGGAUUUCGGAUUACUUGGUAGAGGCGCACUACAGCCGGGUGGCCGCGGAUGCCCGUUUCAUUCCGAUCGAGCGCAUCUGGACGGAAUCGGUGGCAAAGAUUGCCCGCCGGUACGGGAAGAUCUUGUGGUCCUGGGACAAUACGCGCCACCAGGAGAUUGCCAAGUACGCGAGCGUGCACGAGGCGUUGGCGAUUAUAUCGAAGAACUACGCCCUGUUGAUGUACAGCGGGCUUGCGUUUCCGCGGUACAAGCUGUGGUCGCUGGUCGAUUCGAACGAAGCGACAAUGGAGACGGAGGAGUUUGAUCCGUUGCUGGUGCGUCGCACGCUGCGGUUGUCGGCGAAGCAGCUGAGGUUGCUGGGGGCUUUUGUGGAUUAUUACAACGGGACGCCAACGUUUGCCAACUUUUUGGAACGAAUGAAGAUCGACGACAAUAAGCGCACCUUGUUCAACAGCUUGGCUAACUUUGUCAAGAAGUCCGCCGGGAACCUGCAGGAGCUGGACUAUCUCAAGUUUGCGCGGGAUCUGUUUGGCGAGGAGCGAUACAUUGAAAAAUUCGAUGAGCUCAAGUCCGUUUGCGAGAGCUAUAACGUGGACAAAAUCUUGCUGUCCACGGAGCAGAACAACGACUCGAUCAGCAUGCAGCUGAAGAAGCAGGAUUCUUUCAACUACGACAUCUACCAUGGAAUCAAGAUUACCAUUUCUAUUACGUUCGUGGAUUACCGCUACUGGCAGCUGAACGGUGAAAUUGACCUGUUCGAGAUCUUCAUGACGCUGUACCAGCGCAUCAGCGGAGUGCUCCUCCAGCACAAGAACGACCCGCAGCUGGUGCGCUACGUUAACAUAAAACGUAGCCACGAGGAAGAGUACGGCACCGAAGAGCUGAUCCCGGACUUUCCCAAGGACUUUGUCGUGCCCUCGCUGGAGUACAUGUUCGAGCACGCGGGCCUUAUGCGGAGCUCCAUUCCGGACUUUAACAUGCGACUGCUGCGCUUCAUCACGGGGCUGCAGUUCGGUGCCGACCAGCUGGAGUUCUUCUGCAAGACGGACCAGCGCAGCCAGCUGCAGGACAGCGUCACGCUGCGGUACAUGGUCUCGCUCAACAUGCUGACCGCGUUCGAGGCGGACAUCUUCCUGGUGACGAUGCACAAGUGUCGCCUGGAGCCGCCGUACAAUUUGCCGCUGCCAGAGGAGCUGAACCUGCGCGCGUUCCAUCUGUACUUUACGUACAUAAAGCUGCGCACGCUCAUCAAGCACAGCUUCUACACGGCCGGGCUGGACGAUUCGUUUAUGGACGAAUGCUACCUGGACGGAGUGGCGUUCCAAACCAUGUUCCAGAAGUGGAGUGAAGCCGGAGCUAGCGACGAGUUUCGCUACGAAGUCGAUCGCUUCAAGAACUAUCGGCUGUACUGAAAGAUGAGGAGGAUGACGUCGAUUCUUAACAGGUACCGUUUAUUUGCGUACAUUUCGAACUGACUAAUAAUAAUAAGAGCUGUUGACAGCGAACUGAAAAUGCCGAAUUUAA